CUCCGCCUCGCAUCGUUGUUAAAACAGUGAAAGAUCUAUGGACAACAGCCUGCAAUUUAAAGGGAUUCACAAAUUUGCUGAUACUAGAAACGAGCGUGACGGAGACCCUGAAAAAUAAACAGAGAAAACAAAUAUUGUAGCUCUCCGACGGAAAAUAAAAUUGCAUUUAUCUAUAUUCCUGUUUUUAAAUCGUACUGUUAAUCAUUCGUAAAGAGUAUAUUUCAUUAAAAAAUGCUCACGUUUCGAGUGUUUUUCAGAUGAAGAUGACUUUUUGUAUGGAUAAAUAUCACGCUUAUUCGAACAUUUAAGGACACGGAAGGAAAUAAAGAAUGAAAACAAAGUAACCAACAGGUGUUGAGGAAAACAAUAGCCGUUCUCGUGAUCAGCAGUGUGGAUAAUGGUGCCCCUGGGGCAUCACUGUGGAAACGGAGGCCUCUACCAAGCCACAUAGGACAGAGACUGCAGAAGCUUCUCGCUUGUGCUCACGGUCAUCUAACGAAAACAUUACCCUUUCAUAAGUCGCUUAAGCUAAUAGAGCCUGCCAAAUGCCUAAACUGAAAAAUGUAAAUCCCCAACGUAAAAGUAAUAAACACACAUUGCUCACCAAUUCAACUCAUCUAGGGAGUGAUAGAUACUAAGAUGCCAUGGUCUGACACAAAGGCUGUGUCCCAAUAUGAAGUCAGGUGCUUUCGAAGACAGCAUUUUAAGGCUGCAUUUUCACAGUCUUCACUAGUUUUCACACUUGUCCUUCACAGGCAUGUCUCAAAACAAAGUCAUCAAAAAAUAUGUCCUUCUAAGGUGCCUUAUUUUGGUUACAUUUUAAGGCAAUAUCUUAUGCAUCCUUCAGAUGGAAGGCUAUCCCAUAGGUCUUUGCGAUUUCCUCAGACUUCUCACUUCCGGUAAAUGAAUGGCAGCUCCAACCAGCAAAGCAAUGGAAAUGUGAAUAUACUCAAUAAUUUGUUGUAGUCACAACUAAAAGUACAUUUUAAUUAUUUAAUACAAAUGGAAUAAUGUAUAUAAUGUUUUUAAGCUUCAGUCAGCUUUCUCUGAACUACCUUGCUAGUAAUCACGGUACUUUCCAAUAGAACAACGAUGCUAGCGUUAACUUAGCUUACAUACAGUGAACAUACUGAAAUCAAGACAAUCUGGUUUUUUUUUUUAAAUAGCUGAACUAGUGGCUAGUUAGCUCAAUGUAAAUCUAAUUUUGUUUUCCCAUAAAUAAAGAAUCAGGAAUGUUAAGAGUGGCUACAAUGACAGAAUCCGUAUUUAUUUGCGUUGGAAAGAAAAUUUAUCUGUCAGUUGGAAAGUAAAAGCCAUCAGCUGUAAUUACAUAAACAUAAUUUUAACUUCAAAGUGCGUCCCACAAAUGUGUUGCUUUUUGAGGUUCCUUCACUGUCAGGAUACUGCCUUCAGAGGGAUCUCACUUCUAAGGAUGCAGGCAGCAAGGCAGUUACUUUUGUAUUGGGACACAGCCAUAGUUUCUCCCACUUUGGUCUACAGCACAUUUAGCAGGAACUAUUUUUGUCACUUCUUCACAGCCCAGCCUUAUUCUACCAUUUUUUGUAACUUUGCUCGUGUUUGACAAUUCAGAGAUUCUAAUUGUGUUUUGACUGAUAACUCACUGACCUCCUUCCUCCAUGUUCUUCCCUCUUCCUUUCUUUUUUCUCCUAUUUGCUUUCCUUCAACGUCUCCUUCCUCUUCUCUUACCCCUGCUUGACUCCAUGUUUCCACAGCAGUCAAUGGCUCGAUGCAAUGGGAGAAUCCUGUGCAUAUGCCUCCUGCCCUGUGUGAUGGUGGGGCACCUUCUGGUCUAUAUUUUGGUGUCCAUCUGCAUCACCAUGUCCUACUCCCCACCUUCACUCCCCAUUCGUUUCAUCGCCCCUGGGGUCUCUUCCAACUCUGGGGAGCUGGCAGCUCACCCGAUGAACCCAUUCUGGAACCUCAGACUACAGAAAGGUGCCCUGUGGAACCAGCUACAACAUCGCUUGGACCGGCAGCACAACCCUAUAUUGAGGGGGAACAGGACGUGGAGCAAGCAGGCAAGCACUGAAGGAGGGUGGGCACAGGAGGGUGGUUCCCAGGAGGCCUCCCCUCCGUGUAGCCCAGACCAGAGCUGGGCUCCUCUCCUGAAGGACUUCAACAACCUUCCGGAACAGAUGCGGGAUUUCAUCCUGUCCAUGCACUGCACAGAGUACCCAAUUUUGACAGACCAGCCUGCAGUCUGUGGCGGGGAACUCCAGGCCGCAGAGGCUCCCAUGUUGCUACUGGCCAUUAAAUCCGAGACAGGGAAUUUUGAAAACAGGCAGGCCAUUCGGCAGACAUGGGGGCGGAAUGGUUGGAUGGAGGGUGAGACUGGGGGCAGGGGAGGGAUAGUACGAACAGUCUUCCUUCUAGGCAAACAGGACCCGUCCAUGGGCCUCUACGCAGACCUGGAGAAACUUUUAGAAAUUGAAAAGAGUCAACACAGGGACAUCCUGCAAUGGGACUUCAGGGACACCUUCUAUAACCUGACCCUAAAAGAUGUACUGUUCUUGCGCUGGUUCUCGCACCGCUGUCCCCACGCUCACUUUGUCUUCAAGGGUGACGAUGAUGUGUUUCUGCGUACGCGUGCUCUCCUUGACUUUCUGCACCAACACAAGGAAGAGAUUGAAGACGCGGGACAGAACCAAAAGAAAGCCAUCAAGGAUUUUCUAAUGGGAGAAGUGAUUGCUAAUGCUGUACCAAAUCGGCAGUCCUCCACUAAGUACUACAUCCCUGAGAGCUUCUACAAGGGAGCCUACCCACCGUAUGCGGGGGGAGGAGGAGUGGUGUACUCUGGGGCCCUGGCAUUGCGUCUGGGAGAAGUUUCCAAGAGAGUGCACCUGUUCCCCAUUGACGACGUCUACCUGGGCAUGUGCCUUCAUCGCCUUGGAGUCUCUCCCACUCAUCACCCUGGGUUUCUGACCUUUGACCUCCCAGGAACGGACAAGGAGAGCCCAUGCUCGUAUCACUCCGUCAUUCUGGUUCACAGGCGGAGCCCCAAAGAGAUGCUCAGACUGUGGUCCAUGCUGCAAACACCACCUCCAGCCUGUUAAAAACAGCGCCCAGGCUGUGAAGGCUUGGGACUUCAGAACAGUGGCAGUGAAAAGAAGAAGCAUGUACAGUACAGUGGCACUAGAAAAGGCCUGGAGGGUAAAAGAUACAUGGGCUGCCAAUCAGUUGAGGCAUAUCAAGGCAGCAGUGGACAAGAGAUUCUGCCUCAGUCACACAAAUGUGCACCCACGUGCACAUUCAUGUGCAGGCGCACACACACGCACACACACACAAACAAACAUAAGUGCUUACCUUGGGUAUCUCAAAGGAGGCACACAGAUAGCAAUGGACUACAGACUCAGCCUCUGUCAUAUACAUACACACACACAUGCACGUAAAUGCUUACCUCACGGUGUUUCAAUGUCCAUUUGCCAGUUUUCCUAGUUAUGGCAUAUUCCUAGGCUCUACCUAAACAUUGUUCACAGGAUCAUUUAUUUAUUUUUUUAAGUGUCUUUAGGUGACAUCUGGGAAUUAUAUUGGUAUUUAGUGCUAAUUUUGUAUCUAAUUUAUGAAUGAUCCAUCUUGCCUGGCUGGACCAAUUAGAGGUCUGUCUUUACUGGACAUUUUGAAAUGAAAUCAGCGCUCUGAAACUGCAGCUACAUUGUAAUGCAUUUGUAAGCUUUUUGGCAGACUGCCCUGAAAUUUUCCAUAAAUCCAAACAUUUCAAACAUAAACAGAAACUGUUUCUGUUUUUAAACGGUAGAAUGGUAACACUCUCCAAAUUGUUUCACGAUUGACUGGACAACAAAUCAGUUCAUAAAUAAAAAAAUUAGAUUUUCAUUUCCAUAUCAUAGAAUGGACCUCUGUGGACUUAAACAGUGAUUUAUAAUUAAUGAAUUGACAUUUUAUAUGAGUUUGCUAUGUCCAUUGUAGUUUGUGUACUGUAUGUUACAACCAUUAAUUGCCUUGGGCCUUUUAGUGACAUUUUAAUGGCUUGUCCAUUCGGCUACUGUAUGCAUCAAUGUGGCAGUGUAUGCAUUUCUGUUGCAUUUACAUUACAUCCAGAUCCACUUCAUCCCAGCCCAAGUCAGGCCUCUACAAGCUCACUUUCUGAUAUAGAGCUCUCACUAUCCUAAGCAGGCUGAGCAGUAAUAGAUUUUUUACUUUACAAAAUUAGAAAUAAAAAUGUUUCAAUUCACAAAUUUUACCCACAAAUAAACAGAGCAAUAUCUGGCCAUGCUUAUUAAUUUGCAUUAGUGCAAGAAGCAUUAUAAAACAAUGGAAAGGUCUUCAAAAUGGCAAACAGCUAACUACCAUUUGGUGACAGUGAGUAAAGCAUGAGCUAUUCUACGGAUGUGCUGGUAUGAGGUUUGCAAAUAGGAAAUUGAUAUGGAGAUGCGUAGUGCAGUUAAAUGCUCUAUUAAGAUUGAAACCAUUAAACCCGAGACCCUAGGCAAUUAUGAAUGAACAUGUCUCAAACUACACUCAAAUGCUAAUUAUGGGUGAUUUAACUCAAUUGAAAUGAGUCAAUUAAUUAGUUAUAUUCAUUGUUUCAUAAUUCUUCUACAAUAAAUGCAAACCACCCAUUAGACGUGUAGACAAAACAAUUUAGAGGACCUUCAGUCCUUCAGUUUUUCUGUAUCAGAUCUUCUUUGAGACCAGUCAUUGUCAUAAUUUUUUAUUCCCAGUCGUAAUCACCAGUUGUGCUUCUUGUGUCAUCAUUUGCAGCCUGCAUCUGCACAUUGCUCUCAGCCUGCAUACCAAGGUCAGUUUCAUACAGUGCGAUAGUCUUCCAAAUGAGCUGUCACACCUAAAUAAGUGGAUUGUCUGCAUGCAUGACAAAAUUGAAAUUUGCAUAUGUCUCGCACGUCACGCUGUAUGAACUGCAAUCUAGGGUACAAGUGAAAGCCAGGUGCCCUUGCUGGAAUGGAACCAUGGUAUGCUAAUGCAAAUAACCAUUUAAAGUGGUUCAGAUCCAUACAUAUUGCAGGUGGAAUACCCUUGAACAUAGGCAGUGGGGAAACAUUAUUACACUUGCUUGUGCUACAAUGGUUGAGGUCCAACAUUCCCAUGGGUUUCCUCUUUGGAAUUAAUAUACUGUCACAGGAAAUGAGCAUGUAGUGUAACUGAUUUAGGUACAGUUACCUCUGACUGAACUGGACAUACAGUCUAGAAAAAGAUAAUAUUGCAUAAAAUAAACAAUGGAGGUAAUUAUCUCUACUGUUGAGAUGAGCAGCAUGAGGUUUUAUAAUUCCUGCAUAAUGCGUGAAGCUACAACAUGCUGCCAGUCCUAUACUUGUUUAAACUGAUCAAUAAGCUUUGGAUUCCACAGAAAAACACAGUUAUUGUUUCAAAUCAGUCAUCGAUCACCUAUUAGAAAUUCUUUUUUACUAAUACACUUUCUCAGAGAACAUUUUCUAACACAUUUACCAACUAUUUGUAUUAUUGUAACAGGAGUGAAAGGUGUACUAAUCCCAUUUUUAAGAGGGUUGUGAGGGAGUCGAUGGACACUUCUGACUGAGAACCAAAACCAGUACUAUAACCUUAGAGCAGAGCCAGGCCAUUUAAAAAAAUAUGGUUACUGAGACUAAUAUUGAGAUGCUAUGCACCACACUGUGUAUGCGUAUUUAACAGUGCAUAUGACCAGAACUAUGGCCAAAUGCAUUUUCAAGACCACAAAGAUAUGGUCUUGUGGCCAAGAAGACCACAGUUGCAUUCAAACCAUCUCUUUUCCCUGUUAUGAUGUCAGCAUGGCAAAGAUGCUAUUUUCAUGGUUUCUUUAACCUGGCCAUUUGGAAGCAAGUUUUGAUAAAUUUGUUGUGCCUUUAAACAUUGUAUGUGUAAACACACACAUACAAAAUUUCAGUCAGAACAUAAUUAUUUUAAUAUGUCUUAUCUGUGACUGCAGUGGCCUUUUUAUUUUUACAUAUGGUGAUAGAGGGUGGGUUUAAUGAUCACAACAUUUUGCUCAUAGAAAAAUGAAACUAAUAACUGAAGUUGUGAUAACACAGCCCUUGCCUAUGUUGUGCCUAUGUUCAUUUUGACUGCUGUUCUGUACUUGCAUGCACAUUUGCCUCAUCAAAAAUGUGUUGAUUAAAAUGUUAAAUUCA
This is a messenger RNA of Anguilla anguilla (European eel), 6122 nucleotides long. RefSeq names its product N-acetyllactosaminide beta-1,3-N-acetylglucosaminyltransferase 2. The transcript is spliced from 2 exons. NCBI's taxonomy places the organism in Eukaryota, Metazoa, Chordata, Actinopteri, Anguilliformes, Anguillidae. Gene Ontology annotation, molecular function: hexosyltransferase activity. The record is from RefSeq and is a predicted model, not a curated record. The coding region runs from base 1638 to 3074 and encodes 478 amino acids. Gene Ontology annotation, cellular component: membrane.